Messenger RNA from Nylanderia fulva, 518 nucleotides. Its product is annotated as acireductone dioxygenase 1. NCBI's taxonomy places the organism in Eukaryota, Metazoa, Arthropoda, Insecta, Hymenoptera, Formicidae. The record is from RefSeq and is a predicted model, not a curated record. Gene Ontology annotation, molecular function: acireductone dioxygenase [iron(II)-requiring] activity.
UAUAGUGCAGCUUUCGAAAUAUUUUUGCAGAUAAAUUACCUUAAUUACAGUACAGAUACUACUUUGAAGGAAUUACGCGAGAAACGUGGUUACACGUAUGAGGAUGAAAUAACAUGCUCCAAAGAGUGUUUACCAAAUUAUGAAGAAAAGUUGAAAAAUUUCUUCACUGAGCAUCUUCAUACCGAUGAAGAGAUACGUUUAAUUCUGGAUGGAUCAGGUUACUUCGAUGUACGAGAUAAGGAUGAUCAUUGGAUUCGAAUUGAAGUCAUGGCCGGCGAUCUAAUAAUUAUACCUAGUGGGAUUUAUCACCGAUUCACUUUGGAUACUAAUAAUUACAUAAAAGCGAAAAGAUACUUUGUGGGAGAGCCAGUUUGGUUGCCAUACAAUAGACCAGCUGAUCACAUGGAAUGUCGCAAAAAAUACCUCAAACAGUUGCAGAAAGGAUUUUAAGUCUUCCCUUUAAGAACUCUGUAUUAAUGUUAUAUACACUUCCAUAAAAAUAUAUUUCUUAUAUCUAA